AUGACUACUGAAUUUAAUGCACUUAUUAAAAAUAAUACAUGGACUGUAGUACCUAGAUCUCCCAACUUUUAUGCCAUAGGUUGUAAAUGGGUGUUUAAACUAAAGCAUAAGCCAGAUGGAACUAUUGAUAUACAUAAAGGUAGGCUAGUAGCAAAGGGGUCUAGCCAACAAGGAGCCUUUGAUUUUUCUGAAACUUUUAGUCUAGUUGUGAAAAUUACAUCAAUUCAUAUUUUAGUAUCUCCUACUAUCAAUCUUAAUUGGUGCAUUCAUCAACUUGAUGUUUUAAAUGCAUUUUUGCAUGGAGACAUGUCAGAACUUAUUUACAUGGAACAAUCACCCAGUUUUAAUCAUCCAUCUUUUCCUAAUCAUGUAUGUAAAUUAUAA
This is a messenger RNA of Spirodela intermedia, 384 nucleotides long. Lineage: Eukaryota; Viridiplantae; Streptophyta; Magnoliopsida; Alismatales; Araceae. The record is from the annotation of a GenBank genome assembly.